Messenger RNA from Lindgomyces ingoldianus, 1202 nucleotides. Its product is annotated as aldo-keto reductase-like protein. The transcript has 2 exons. Gene Ontology annotation, molecular function: aldose reductase (NADPH) activity. Lineage: Eukaryota; Fungi; Ascomycota; Dothideomycetes; Pleosporales; Lindgomycetaceae. The coding region runs from base 173 to 1081 and encodes 302 amino acids. Gene Ontology annotation, cellular component: cytosol. The record is from RefSeq and is a predicted model, not a curated record.
CAGAUCAUCAUGCAAUUCACGCUGUCACUGCACUUUUGAUGAAGCUCAUGCAUAGGGAUACCCCUGGCAGAACCUUUGUGCUUCUUCCGGGUCGAGUUCCCCUAGCGAGCUCCCGCUGGCUACUAUACGUCGUGCAUGGUGCAUUGGCUCCUAAUUAUCAACCAAUCGAACAAUGGCGUCUUCAACCGCGGCAUCCUCAAGGCUGAUUUCUAAACAUACGAAGUCUUUGUUCAUCUAUGGGACAGCUUGGAAGAAGGAUCACACUACGAGACUAGUGAAGCAGGCCCUCGUUGCCGGUUUCCGAAGUGUUGAUACUGCAGCCCAGCCGAGACAUUAUCAGGAGAAUCUGGUUGGGCAGGCGCUACGCGAAGCUUAUGAGGAGGGGAUUGUUAAGAGAGAGGAUAUAUAUGUGCAAACUAAAUAUACCGCCCCCAUGGGCCAGGAUGUAAACAACAUGCCAUAUUGCCCUCUAGACCCAUUGGAAACCCAAAUCAGGGCUUCCGUUACUUCAUCGCUCAAUAAUUUACGCCACAAGGAGGGCUCGGAAGAAGACUCCUUCAUCAACUGUCUUCUCCUCCACUCCCCUCUUCCUACGAUAGAGGAAACCCUUCAGGCUUGGAAGACCCUCGAAGCCUAUGUUCCCAACAAGGUAGGGGCUCUUGGAGUAUCCAACGUCACAUUACCCAUUCUCGAAGCCAUUUACGAACACUCCAAUGUCAAGCCCUCUGUAGUGCAAAACAGGUUCUAUCAGGCUACUUCAUAUGACGUACCGCUUCGCUCCUUCUGCUUGGAGCAUGACAUCAUGUAUCAGUCAUUCUGGACCUUGACGGGAAAUCCGAAGCUACUGAGAUCGCAGCCUGUGAACACCCUAGGGGAGUCGGCGAAAGUUAAUAAAGCUAUUGCACUCUACGCUCUGGUUAUGGAUCUUGAUAUCGUAGUGUUAAAUGGGACGACAUCCACUCAGCAUAUGGGGGAGGAUCUGGCUGGCAUUGAUAAAGUGCGCCAGUGGGCAAAACAGAGUGAGAAUGAGACAGAGUGGAAUCAAAUCAGGGCUGAGUUCACAAAGCACAUAAAGCCCUGAGGCCCUGUCGCUGGUGCAUACUGGUAUCAAAUUCUACAAGAGUGACCUAGCUAUUAAAGAUUGUAGAUCUGCAUGCGAGCAUCUAGGUGGUUGUGUUUACUGCUAGGUUCACUUUUAGUAA